This is a messenger RNA of Bactrocera dorsalis (oriental fruit fly), 2653 nucleotides long. RefSeq names its product spliceosome-associated protein CWC27 homolog. Gene Ontology annotation, biological process: protein peptidyl-prolyl isomerization; protein folding. The coding region runs from base 108 to 1631 and encodes 507 amino acids. Gene Ontology annotation, cellular component: catalytic step 2 spliceosome. Lineage: Eukaryota; Metazoa; Arthropoda; Insecta; Diptera; Tephritidae. Gene Ontology annotation, molecular function: peptidyl-prolyl cis-trans isomerase activity. The transcript is spliced from 4 exons. The record is from RefSeq and is a predicted model, not a curated record.
CAGAAUAUAACAGCUGGGAAUGGUAUCGCUAUUUCACUAUUGUGAAUAACUAAUAUUUAUCAGAACUUAUAAAUAAUAAAAUCAAACUAUAAACAAACGAUUUAACAAUGAGUAAUAUUUAUAUUCAGGAACCACCGACUUCAGGAAAGGUUCUCCUCAAGACUACCGCUGGCGACAUAGAUAUAGAAUUAUGGUCUCGAGAAUGUCCCAAAGCAUGUCGCAACUUUAUACAACUUUGUAUGGAAGGAUACUACACUGGCACAAUUUUUCAUCGCGUAGUCAAAGGUUUCAUUGUACAAGGUGGUGAUCCCAAUGGCGAUGGAACUGGUGGAGAAUCCAUUUACGGUCACACAUUUAAGGAUGAAUUUCAUUCUCGUCUACGUUAUGCGCGGCGUGGACUUGUUGGAAUGGCAAAUGCCGAUAAAGAUGAUAAUGGCUCACAGUUUUUCUUCACUUUGGCCGCCACACCGGAGCUUCAAAACAAAAACACACUUUUCGGCAAGGUGACAGGUGAUACUUUGUACAAUAUGCUAAAACUGGAGGAGGGUUUAGUGGAUCAUAAUGAACGUCCCAUGUAUCCUCAAAGAAUAUUAGGCGCUGAAAUAUUAAGCAAUCCUUUUGACGAUAUAGUGCCACGAAAAGUAGCAAAAGAAAUUAAAAAAGAAAAGACUAAAAAACGUGAAAAGGGAGUCAAAAAUUUUGGGUUGCUUUCAUUUGGUGAAGAAGCAGAGGAAGAUGAAGAAGAAACUAAUCAAUUUGUACAAAAAAAUGCCGGAAAGGCAAAAUCAAUGCACGAUGUGGUAGAUGACCCCAAACUUAGCAAGGAUGCUUUACGUAUCGAAGAUACCAACGUGAGGUCAGAUGAUGAAGACAUGCUGGAAGAGGAACGAAGACUAGCAUGUGUCAAAAAAGAACCAGUGGAUGAUGAUGAUAUAGAGGAGCGUCGGCAGCGAAUCAAAGAUAAAUUGCAGCUAAAGACAAAUGAGGCUAAAAAAGUAAUUAAAACGGAGGCAGCUGAAAUAAAAGAGGAAAUGUCUGACUCUGAUGAAGACGUUUUGUUGACACAAGAGCAGGAGCAAAAAAUAAAAAGCGAAUUGAAGAGAAAUGAAAUUCGACAAGAAAUUCAAAACCUGAAGAAACAAUAUCAAACUGAAAAACGUCAAAGAGAAAAUUUGGGUGAUAAAAAAACGGAGAAGAGUAAAACUGACCAACUAAGUGUUAACUCCGCUGAAGAUAAUGAAUUCAUAAAAAAUUUUGUCGAUGAAAAAGUGAAAUACAGUGGCUUGAAAUCAAAAAUACCAAAAAAGGGUGCCAGCCGAGAGGAUUUUACUUUAAGCUUACUAUCGAAAUUCCGAAAUAAAUUGGAUGCACUUAAACAGAAGCAAUCUGAAUCGAGUGAAACUAAUGAGUCUUUAGAUGAUGGAACCAUAGAGAAAGAAAUUCAGGGCGACGAUUGGUUGGCGCACACAUUAAAGUUCGAGGAAGCGACACCCAUAUUGGCGAAGGAUGCGUCCACUAAGGGUGAUGAUUGGUACGAUGCAUAUGAUCCUAGAAAUCCGCUUAACAAACGUAAAAGAGGAGAAGGUUCUAAAAGUGGGGGAAGUAGUAGUAAAAGUUCGAAACGGCAUUAGUGAAAAUUUGAAAUAUACAUAUUUAUUUUGGUAUCAAAAAAUUGAAUUGGGAAGCAAAGAAUUUACAAUAUUAUGGAGUUUUGUUAAUCUUCUCAAAAUAUUUCGUUUUCUCUUUGGGAUUUGGAACAAUCUGAAAAUAAAAUAUGUUAGUUUAUAACUAUGGAUAUGUGUAAUUUUAUUUUAUUACUGUUUCUGCACCAGGCUUCCAACCAGCCGGACAAACUUCUCCAUGUGUAUCGGUAUAUUGGAAUGCUUGUACCAGACGAAGUGUCUCAUCUACUGAACGUCCCACUGGCAAGUCAUUCAUAGUAAUUUGCCGCAAGAUUCCACGAUGAUCAAUGAUAAAUAGACCACGUAGUGUGUGACCUAAAUCUUCUAAAUAAACUCCAUAAUCCCUGCUAAUCUUAUGCGUUAAAUCCGAAAGCAGUGGAAUUUUUACAUAUCCAAGACCACCUUCUUUUCGGGGUGUGUUUAUCCAAGCCAAAUGUGUAAAAUGUGAAUCUACACUAAUCGCCACGACUUCAGCAUUUAUCUUCCGGAAUUCUUCGAUGCGAUCAGAAAACGCUAUAAUUUCAGUGGGACACACAAAGGUGCUGAAAAUAAAAAUGUAUUCGUUUAUGCAAUUUGAUGGAUAGUGAAUAUAAAUUUUCACUCACAAGUCAAGUGGAUAAAACAGAAGUACUAAAUAUUUUCCAUGAUAUUGGGAAAGUGAUAAUUUGACAAAUUCUCCUUUCACAACAGCCGUUCCUUCAAAAGUGGGAGCUGCCUUAGAUACUACAAAGAGAGUAAACACACUAUAAAUAUAUCAAAAACAAAUAUAUUCAUAAUACGUACUGACAGCUUUAGUGGUUUGCAACUUGUGGUCACCACGAGGUCCUUCGGAAGGAUAAACAGAGCCUCCAGCAAACGAAUGGCAUUGUCCACUUUCGGCAUAUUUAUUACCCGCUGUUAAUACUGCACACAGUAUAAGAAUACAAAGUUUCGACAACAUUGUGUGUGGUAGCAUCCGAAAUCUGUAAAUA